This is a messenger RNA of Anguilla anguilla (European eel), 1207 nucleotides long. RefSeq names its product ALX homeobox 1 (gene alx1). Lineage: Eukaryota; Metazoa; Chordata; Actinopteri; Anguilliformes; Anguillidae. Gene Ontology annotation, biological process: embryonic skeletal system morphogenesis; positive regulation of transcription by RNA polymerase II; negative regulation of DNA-templated transcription. Bases 39 to 1019 code for a protein of 326 amino acids. Gene Ontology annotation, molecular function: DNA-binding transcription activator activity, RNA polymerase II-specific; RNA polymerase II transcription regulatory region sequence-specific DNA binding. The transcript is spliced from 4 exons. The record is from RefSeq and is a predicted model, not a curated record.
ACUUGGCAAGCUUUGGGAAAUCGACAGGCCUCAGCAGGAUGAUGGAAUACAUGACUGAGAAAUUCUCCAUGAAGAGUCAAGUCAUGAAGAGCGGUGAUUAUUACAUGGGAUCGAGCGGAGCGCUGGACCAGGUCAUGGAGAACUUGGAUAGCGUGCAGUACUACAGCAAUAAGAACUCGUCAAAGUGCGUGCAAUCCUUCAGUCUACAAAGCAGUGACCCUCACGCAAGACUGGAUCGAACGUCUCCAUGUGAUGACCAAAAUGCAAAUUAUGGUGUCCAAAAACCCGAGGAUGAUAGCCUGCAUACGGAUCUGGGAAGGCCAAUGGAGAAUUGUUGCAAUUUGAGAGCGUCCCCAGUAACGCCAGUGCAAGAGAAAACGGACUUGGACGACAUUGGCGAAAAGUGUGACAGCAACGUGAGCAGCAGUAAGAAGAGGCGACACAGAACUACCUUCACUAGCACACAACUAGAGGAGUUGGAGAAAGUUUUCCAGAAAACCCACUAUCCGGAUGUGUAUGUCAGAGAACAGCUGGCGAUGCGGACAGAACUCACAGAGGCGAGAGUUCAGGUAUGGUUUCAAAACAGAAGAGCCAAGUGGAGAAAACGAGAACGUUACGGGCAGAUCCAGCAAGCGAAAAGCCACUUUGCGGCCACGUAUGACAUAUCAGUACUACCCCGCACCGACAGCUAUUCACAGAUUCCUAACAAUUUGUGGGCGGGACCAAGCCCCGGCGGCUCCAUGGUGUCUUCCUGCAUGAUCCCACGAGGCUCCCCCCCCUGCAUGACCUCAUAUCCUCACUCCCCCCGUGGAGAGCACAGCUAUGUGGGGUUCCCCAACCAGCAGAAUCAGUUUGGCCAUGUCUCCCUCAACAACUUCUUCACUGACUCCCUCCUCACCCCGCCCCCCAACGGGCACGCCUUUGAGACAAAGCCUGAAUUCGAGAGGCGCUCAUCGAGCAUCGCCGUCCUGCGGAUGAAGGCGAAAGAGCACACGGCCAACAUCUCCUGGACGAUGUGAACGAGGUGCGACGAAAAAUAACCCCAUUACGUUAACGGUUGAUUAAUUAUUGUGUUAAUAACAACAAAAACAACAACAACAACAACAUGGUACAGAGAGUGUCUUGUUAUAAUAAUAAUAAUAAUAAUAAUAAUAAUAAUAAUAUUUUACUUGUUCAAGUAAAUCAAAGCUCUGUAGGAAGACGUACC